AUGUCAGUGGAGUCCGGACCUCUGGAAUCAGCCAUUUGCCUUCUUUGUAAGGACGGCUGCUCUGGUUUGCAGCCGCAUUCUUGGAGAAAAGCAUGCGUGGCGUGUGGCUGCGGCAUCGCCGACCACGCUCACGGCGACCACGGUGACGACGACCGGCGAAUGGGCCGCUUGCUGGCCGACACGCCCUCUGCCCACCUAACGGCCAAGGUGAAAGGGGGCGGCGGCCUCCGUCUCUACAAGAGGAACCGCAUGAUCGUGACCUAUCCCGUGGUGUCGCGCAAGGACCCCACCUUCAGCACCGUCACCUACGAUUGGGCGCCGGCCGGACUCAACCAGAAACUGGCCAAGCAAUACAUGGAGCUGAUCCCCGAGAUCCAGCGACCCGUUUCCGGCACCGGCGGGGCGGCUCUGCGGCGCAGGCGUCUCCUCGUUCAACUCCCCGUCUACGACCGAGACCCUUUGGCGUGCCGGAGCCUGGCCGGCGAAGACGAAAUUUCCGCCAUGCUGCUCUUUGUCAAGCACUACAAAACAGAGGCGCUGGGCGUGGGCGAGGUGGCGCUGCCCGCCGACGGCCGAGCCCUGGCCGACGGCGAGGGGGGCAUCGUAGAUGGCGAGGAGAACAACCCUCAAUAUCGGUGCUCUGGUUGCGGCGGCGAGGCGUCGGCAGAGGACCCGGCGGUUUUCGCCCAGCGCGCCGGUUACGCCGACGCCAUGUGGCAUCCGGCCUGUUUCGUUUGCGCCGACUGCGGCCAGGGAUUGGUGGACCUGGUCUACUUCUGGACCGAUGGGAAGCUGCUGUGCGGACGCCAUUACUGCCAGAGCGUCUGGCCGCGCUGUUGCGGUUGCGACGAGCUGAUCUUCAGUGACUCUUUCCACACGCAAGAUGGCCACGCGUGGCAUCAUCAACACUACUGCUGCUGGAAGUGCGGGCAAAGCUUGGACACGCCUUGCCACCAUUGA
Messenger RNA from Nerophis lumbriciformis (worm pipefish), 960 nucleotides. The record is from RefSeq and is a predicted model, not a curated record. NCBI's taxonomy places the organism in Eukaryota, Metazoa, Chordata, Actinopteri, Syngnathiformes, Syngnathidae.